CCCCCACCCCCCCUAUAGGCCAGCAUGGACGACCUUGACAUCUACGGCUCUGUCCUCGAGGAGGAGGAGUUCUCCGCCGCGGCCAUCAAGCCAUCCUCGAUCGAGCCGGCUUUGACCACAUCGGAUACCCCCUCGGCCGUGCCGGUUAUCCUUUCUGAGACCAAGCACCUGGGCGCCCCGCCGGGCGGUCCCAUGGCCGGCGACCAUCCCGGCCCGGAUCCCUUGCGCUUGACCAUGUCUACCACCGCAGUCCCGACCGGAAGCCUGGCUCCGCCUAUGCAGCGCCCCGUGCCAGUGGCUCGUGCGCCGAUUGCACAGCCUGCUGGUCCCGGCCCCGGCCCCGGCCCCGGCCCCGGCCCUGAUCCCACCCUCGCCGACAUGCCUCACAUGUCGGGCACCAGUGCCUCGCCGCAGGAGGCUCUUUCUGGUGCUGGCGAGACCAAGUCCUUCUGCUAUGUCUACAACAUGCAUUGGUGGACCUCGGAUGAGGAUUUGUUGAAGAUCGCCACCACCUUCAACAUCACGGAUGUCCGUCAAAUCAUUUUCGCUGACGAGAAGCUAAACGGGAUGUCUCGCGGUGCCGCUAAGAUCGAGUUUUUCCAGCCGGACUCCGGGCGUCGCUUCAAAGAGGCUAUCGACUCCCAUCUUGUUGAGCACGACGAGAAGAAGAUCCAUGCCUCCUUCGAGGAGCCGGUCGAAUUUUCCGGCGGCUGUAGCCAGGAGAAUGAGGCUCGGCCUGGACGCUCCGGUCGCUCCGGGCGCCGCGGCGGCAACGCCAAUCCUCCAAACCCUGGUGCUGGGCGUCACCCCCAUCAAGGUGGCCAGCAUGGGCAAAUGAUGCCCCCGCAUAUGGGCCACCAGUUCCCCCCGCCUGCUGGGCACCCCCAUAUGCUGCCCAACUUCCCGGGCGGUAUGCUUCCCCCGCAUCCGGGUGGUGGUCCUGGCGUGCCCCCCCUCGGACCCGGCUUGCCAGUUGUCAACAACCCAGCGGCGGCGGCGGCGGCUGCCGCUGCCGCCGCCGGCUUCAGCCUUCCCUUGCUCUUCCCAAAUCUUGGACCUGGCCUAAACCCCGGGCCACCCGUUAAUAUGGGGCCCGGCUCGCAAGGCCCCCCUCUGGGCAUGGGUCAUCCGCCUGGCGACCAUUUAUUGGAGUGCGCAGUCUUUCUUCCUCCUCCUCCUUUCUUCUUCUCCUUCUUUUUCCCUGUCAUCUGCUUCGCCGCCGCCGUCGCCGUCGCCGCCGCUGCCAUGUUGUCUCGUCCUCUGGGCCUCACUUUGACUGACAUCCUGUGCCUGCCUUGGUGGAUGAAUGGGGACGGUUCUCUCGCUCUUGCUCUCACGAAGGCGCGACGGGGGCCGCCAUCAAUCGCGUGAAGCGAACUCCGCCUCGCGCGGGGGACGCGAGUCGCGCGAUCAUCGUGAUCGAUCGCGCGAUCGUGAUGACCGGAGUGGUGGCAACCGCGAUGACCGAGGCGGUGGCAGCCGUGAUGACCGAGGCGGUGGCAACCGUGAUGACCGAGGCGGUGGCAAUCGUGAUAGCCGCCGCGAACGCGACCGUGACCGGAUAAACGAGCGCGAUUCGUCGCGGUAUCGCGAGUCCCGCGAGCCCCGCGAGUCCCGCGACCGCGAGCGCGAUCGUGACCGCGAGCGCGAUCGUGACCGUGACCGCGACUCACGCGAGCGUCAUCGUCGGUCCUCGUCCUCCUCGCACCGGUAGUCGAUCUGCCCUGGAGAACACUCGACCGGUCAAAGGACUGCCUCACGCCCCCGCUCCGUGAUGUGUAUCUACUUGUGUAUAUUUAUAUAUGUUUUAUCCAUGUA
Fonticula alba is the source of this 1818-nucleotide messenger RNA. RefSeq lists its product as hypothetical. The record is from RefSeq and is a predicted model, not a curated record. Gene Ontology annotation, molecular function: mRNA binding. NCBI's taxonomy places the organism in Eukaryota, Rotosphaerida, Fonticulaceae. The transcript has 9 exons. Bases 25 to 1371 code for a protein of 448 amino acids. Gene Ontology annotation, biological process: mRNA alternative polyadenylation. Gene Ontology annotation, cellular component: mRNA cleavage and polyadenylation specificity factor complex.